This is a messenger RNA of Pimephales promelas (fathead minnow), 1960 nucleotides long. RefSeq names its product cyclin dependent kinase inhibitor 1Ba (gene cdkn1ba). Gene Ontology annotation, molecular function: cyclin-dependent protein serine/threonine kinase inhibitor activity; protein-folding chaperone binding. Lineage: Eukaryota; Metazoa; Chordata; Actinopteri; Cypriniformes; Leuciscidae. Gene Ontology annotation, biological process: negative regulation of cyclin-dependent protein serine/threonine kinase activity; negative regulation of cell population proliferation; negative regulation of mitotic cell cycle. The record is from RefSeq and is a predicted model, not a curated record. Gene Ontology annotation, cellular component: nucleus; cytoplasm.
UCUUUUUUUCUCCUAGCCAGUUUACUUGCGAUCGCCAUAUUGGGUGCUCGCCUACUCGAAUGACCCGUCUGUUUUUCUUCGGAAUUACUACGAGACGUGUUCGGGGCCGCGCGCUGUUUUCAUGACUUGUUUUCCACGCGCUCUAGUCUUUCCACACGCACUGGCGCGUUUGUUAUGCGUGCGCUCUGCGAUUCACUCGGCUUUCUUGGGAGGGUUCGCUUUUAGUUAGAGUGCGUCUGGCUCGAUUGCGACUGCGAAUCUCGGACAAACUUUCAUGUGCAAAAUGUCAAAAGUGCGCGUCUCCAAUGGAAGUCCCACGCUGGAGAGGGUGGACGCGAGGCAGGCGGACCACGCCAAACCGCCGGUCUGCCGCAUUCUCUUCGGCUCCGGGGAUCGCGAAGAGCUCGCCAGGGAAGUCGAGGACCAAAUGCGGGAUAUGGAGAAAGCGUCCAAGGAAAAAUGGAAUUACGACUUCGCCAAGAACGAGCCGCUCGCGCCGGGAAAUUACGAGUGGCAAGAGGUGGACGCCAAAGAGGUCCCGGAGUUUUACAUCAGACCGCCUCACGUAAAACGGGCUAACGUUACCUCUACCGGGACUGUGGUGGACCAUAACGGGAACCACGAUUAUUUGUUGACAACUCCCUCCCUGGAGAGCGCAGAGGGGGACUCUGACAGCACGGAGACCGGGAGUCGGACGGAUUGCCGAACGGCGCUCACUACGCCGAGGAAAAGACCGUCGACAGAGGAUCGGGAUCUUCCUUGCCAAAGCAAAAGACCCAACGUGCACGCGACCGAGGAGAACCGCUGUCCGGAUACGACGAGUUCGCUCGAGCAACCCAGCAAGUCAGAUCCCAAAACGUAAACAAGGUGAGGACAGAUGAAAACGCCUAUUUUCUCCAUCAAAUACUUCAAGAGCUUUAUGAAGUAAACAGGGACAGCAGUUGAAAAAUACAAAUCGAGCCUUGGAGAGGCUGUAUAAGCACUGAAUUUUUACACUAAAGUUUUGGCACUCGACAAAAUAUGUUUGCCUCAAAAGCAGAUAAUGUAGCAGUGUGCAAUUGGAGUUGCUUCAUUUGUUCUUUUACUACCUAUGUAUAUACUUUCAUUUUAUAUGUAGCACAUUUAAAUGUAAUAUUAAGAUUAAAAAAAACAAUCAUUUAUAAAUGGAGUGCGUUUGACUUGAAGAAUUGCUGUGCAGUUUUUAAACGUCUCCCUAAAAUUAACCCUUUUAAAGUAAAUACCUAUGUACACACACACAUACACACACAGCAUGUCCCUUUAAUUAGGUUAAACAAUCCCAUUGUCUCAGUUUUGGCUGGCUACAGCAGCACAAUCUUGGCCAUUUUUAAGCUGCACAAAUGUCACUGUCUUCAUUAAUGUCAUUCAUGUUUAUUGGUACUUAAUAUGAUUUUACCAGCCAACAGCACCUGGUCAAUUGUGUUCUUCUCUGAAGGGACUGUGACUCGUAGUGUGGUAUUAAGGUUUUUACACUUCUUUACAGUAUUAUAUCCCUGGGUUAUUCCACUAAUUUCCUUUUAUUUAAAUUAUUUUUUGUUGUUUUGGCAUAAUUAUAUAAAUUCUCAAAUCCUACUGAGUACACGUUCAAAAAAAUAAAUAAAUAAAGUGCAACUGUACUGACCAAUUGAUUUGCUUUUUUUUUUUUUAGGUCAAUUUGAUGUUUUUCUAUUCAUUGCUGUGUAGCAUAAUGUUUGUAUAUAUUUUUAUUUUGGAUUUUCUUAACACUGGGCCAUACUAUUAAGAACAACACAUGAAGCCACUUUUUUGCCACAACAUAUUUGGCUUUCAUGUUGAACAUGACAUGGCACUAUGACAAAAAUAUGUAUACACCGGCAAAAAAAAAAACACCCCUAAAUUAAGACGUUACACAGCAAGUGUGAAAAACAUUGAAGUAUACCUGUGCAUACAGCUUUGUAAAGAAGAAAAAAAGGAUAAAAAAAAA